Molecule: messenger RNA, 837 nt
Organism: Dothidotthia symphoricarpi CBS 119687
Lineage: Eukaryota; Fungi; Ascomycota; Dothideomycetes; Pleosporales; Dothidotthiaceae
Product: Ham1-like protein
Exons: 5
Coding region: 188-766 (192 amino acids)
Biological process (GO): nucleoside triphosphate catabolic process
Cellular component (GO): cytoplasm
Molecular function (GO): nucleoside triphosphate diphosphatase activity
Source: RefSeq, a predicted model, not a curated record
GCACAUAAGCAGAUCCAGCGUUGGCUACACUACCCUAAGAAAGCUCGCCCUCAAAGAUUACAACUUUCCAUUGACUAUACCAACGCACCGGCCUCCUCAUCAAAGAGAGCAAAUCAGCUUCAAUCGAUCUACGAGACAUUCUCGUUUUUAUAGCAAGCACUCCAACAGCAGCUACGCAGUAGUCGACAUGGCGUCCACCACCACAGUGCCAAAGCACCUGAACUUCAUCACAGGCAACAAGAACAAGUUAGCUGAGGUUCAAGCCAUUCUUGAAGGCGUGAUUGAACUUCGAAACCAGAAUGUCGACCUUGUUGAAAUUCAAGGCACGGUAGAGGAAGUCACUUCAGACAAGGCACGGCGAGCCGCUGAAGCCAUCAAAGGACCUGUUCUCGUGGAGGACACAUGUCUUUGCUUCAAAGCCAUGAACGAUCUGCCUGGCCCAUAUAUCAAAUGGUUCAUGCUUUCCCUUGGCGCUGGAAACCUCCACAAAAUGCUCUCGGGUUUCGACGAUAAAUCCGCACAAGCAGUCUGCACAUUCGGCUACUGCGAGGGUCCAGGCCACGAGCCUGUGCUGUUCCAGGGACGUACGGAUGGAAAGCUGGUAGAGAGUCGGGGAUCUACAGUCUUUGGAUGGGACUCAUGCUUCGAGUACGAGGGCCAGACGUACGCGGAGAUGGAGAAGAGUGAGAAGAACAAGAUCAGUCAUCGGGCCAAAGCGCUGGAUAAACUGAAGGAAUGGCUGGCGGCAAAGAAGGUUGAUGGGUAGAACAGAAACAUUCUUGACAUACGCCCAGUUCCUACAUCUCAACACCAAGACAGACGAGACAGUCAGUACUC